Messenger RNA from Rhodotorula graminis WP1, 2193 nucleotides. RefSeq lists its product as uncharacterized. Bases 1 to 1986 code for a protein of 661 amino acids. The record is from RefSeq and is a predicted model, not a curated record. Lineage: Eukaryota; Fungi; Basidiomycota; Microbotryomycetes; Sporidiobolales; Sporidiobolaceae. The transcript has 5 exons.
AUGAGGCCCACCCUCGUGUCGGCCCUGUCGCUCCUCGCGACCACCGCCCUCGCCGCUCCCCCCUUCGUCCUCCAGCCCGCGGGCGACCGCCUCGCCGCCCCACUCGAGCCAGCUUCGCAGCAGCAGCAGCAGCAGCACCACCACCACGACCGCGUUCUCCCCGACCUCUCGGUCGACGACUUCAUCGCCGUCGAGAACUCGCUCACCGACUCGCUCAAGCACGCCCUCGGCCAGGUCGUCGACGAGGUCAAGGCCCUCCCGCACCCGCCUCACCACCCGCUCCCGCCUCCCGUCCUCGACUUUACCAAGUACACCAUCCUCGAGAUCGUCAACGCCACCUACAAGAAGCCCCACCACGAGCCCGACCACUUUGACGGCGCCGCGUUCGCUCGCAAGCUCCGCAAGGGCCUCGCUCUCGGCGGCGAUGAGGGCGACGACAGCGAGCACCACCCGUCGCCCGAGCACCUCCCGCUCAACCACCUCGCGUGGCUCAUCAACUUUAGCCCCGAGGCGGCCGCCCUCCUCGAGAAGGACGACAUCACGCUCCUCGCGCCGGACAACCACGCCCUGCAGAACCCGCACAAGCGCAAGGACCCGGGCGGCAAAUUCGCCAACCUCGGCGACGCCGCUCGCGACGGCUCGUCGGCCCUGUUCGACUUGACGGCGGCUGCCCCGCACCCAUUCCACUCGCGCGAGCUGUCGCCCAAGAAGCUCGCCAAGCUCGCCGACAGCGACGACGAGGACGACGACGAGAAGAAGCGCAUCCUUAAGAAAAUCAUCGCCUACGUCGGCAAGUACCAUGUCUUCAAGGGCAAGUGGCACGCCCACGAGCUCGCCGACCGCUCGACCCUCCCGACCCUGGUCGAGGAGAGCCGCGUCCGCGUCGAGCCGACCCUCGACCUGUACCCGUACCCGCACCCGUCGCUCAAGUUCAACUCGUACGCCCACAAGCGCGGCCCGACCAUCCUCGCCCGCAACGGCGUCAUUCACCUCAUCGGCGAGCCUCUCCUGCCGCCGUUCGGCCCGGUCAACCAGCUCUUCCUCGCGCCCAAGUUUUUCGGCCUGUUCACCAACGCGGCGCAAAAGGUCGAGAUGACGCACAAGGGCGACGACUCGCUCCUCGCGCAGGCCUCGGCCGACGACGCGCUCCUGUCGGGCGACCUGUCGGACCUCGACUUUGACGACCUCCUCGCCGAGCUCACCGACGAGCACAAGGACAAGGACUUUACCGUCUUCGUCCCGUCCAACUUCGCGUUCGCGCGCUUGCCGCUCAAGGUGGCGGCGUUCCUCCACUCGCCGUUCCCGUUCGCCAAGCGGGUCCUCAAGUACCUCCUCGGCUACCACGUCGUGCCCGACCUCGUCUUCUUCAGCGACUACGUCAAGAACGGUUCGUCGGCCGACGUCGUCGCCCAGUACGCCGUCAAGACCGAGGUCGACGUCGAGGUGCCCAUGACGUGGCUCGUUCCCGCCGAGCACGGCCGCUUCGAGGGCCCGCCGCCUUACGCGCCGGAGCACCCGCCGUACGGCCGCGCCAACGUGACGCACUACGUCCUCCCGACGCUCCUCACCGAGAUCAACCCGAACGCGACGCUCAAGGUCGCCGUCAUCUCGCACCGCUUCCUCGGCAAGGGCCCGGUCAGGCGCGAGAUCAUCAUCUUCCCCUCGCUCCCGCCGCACCACGACCACGACCAUCACGACCACAAGCACGACCACGAGCACGACGACAACGUCUCGGCGCCGUACCGCCGCUUUGGUUGCGGCCACGAGCACGACGGCCCGCCGAGGCCGCACCCGGUCAAGGUCGCGUACACGGACCUGCCCGUGCGCGCCGGCGCUGUGCACGUUCUCGGCACCCAGUUCCUCCUCCCGCCGCCGCCGUCGCACGACAAGCACCUGCGCGCCCUCGCCGAGGCGUCGGGCUUUGGCUUCUCCAAGCUCGAGGCCAAGAAGGUCGGCAAGCUCCUCGCGCGCAUGUCGGCGGCCUGAGGCGCUCCCGAGCCGCUCGACGUCGACGAAGUCGGGCGUCAAGCUCUCGAGCCUCUCUUCUCUCUCUUCCCUCCUCUCUUUGUACAGAGCCUCCUUCACCCCUUCGUGCACGGGCCUCGCCCCCUUUGUAGCCUCCCGUUCUCUCUUGAUCGCGAAAAGGACUCUCGUCCUCGCUCUGCAAUCCACUCGCUUGUCCGUUCUCUCCUC